Molecule: messenger RNA, 4674 nt
Organism: Lepisosteus oculatus (spotted gar)
Lineage: Eukaryota; Metazoa; Chordata; Actinopteri; Semionotiformes; Lepisosteidae
Gene: frs2a
Product: fibroblast growth factor receptor substrate 2a
Biological process (GO): fibroblast growth factor receptor signaling pathway
Cellular component (GO): cell-cell junction; cytoplasm
Molecular function (GO): fibroblast growth factor receptor binding; transmembrane receptor protein tyrosine kinase adaptor activity
Source: RefSeq, a predicted model, not a curated record
CCCUCCGUGGUUGAAAAAGUUCGCUCACACAGUUUGUAGCCACACACGAAAACAAAAACCUAAACUCCGUCUCCAAUAAAUAUGACGCCUUCGAAAUGUGCAUUUACUCGUUCACCAAAGACGGGGCAACCGUUUGCAGCUCUAUUGUUCUCGCUAGAUAGGUUUCAGGGAGAAACCCAGACCCGACCCCUUCGCCCCCCGCUUUCCAAACGCGCGGUGACCCGGAUGCAGUCGGGCUGCGGAUCGAGGCCCUGCGCUCCCGGAGCUGCUGGCCAGUCGAGCGAGAUUUCCAAGGCUGGGCGACGGGAGAGCAGCUGGCUCGGCUUGUUUGCUCUCUGUUUACCAGCGUUUUCGCCGGAUUUCGUUCCCUACGACGCGCGGACUCGGCAGGCACAAAGGACGACAGCGAGAAGUUGGUGAAAAAAAUUGUCGAAGGGGGUGUUGUUGUUUUUUUUUUUGCGGGGAAAAGGGAGAAAGCAACCGCUUGUGAAGUUUGGAGCUUGUUUUUUUUUUUGGCGCUCUGGCACGUAGAGGGAGAGGAGACGGAGUUGGGCUUGGGGUUGGUUUCUUUUUCCUCCUCUCCUUCGAGUCGGGAAAAGGGAUUUACGCAGCACAGCUACACGGGCGCACGGGAGUCCGGGACGCACGUCUCCAGUGGGACUUCUCCGCGACUUUCCCCGAGCCUCCGUUUCCCGCUCACAUCAUCAGAAGUGUGGUGGCGUGAUGGUACAGUGAAGUAUGACUGUGGUCCAGGUGCUGGGCAAGGGACCAGGAAUAUUGAUGGCCAGAUCUAGAGAUCAAAUGGUCUUCUGAAGAAGCCAUGGGUAGCUGCUGUAGCUGUCCAGAUAAAGAGUCUAUCCCAGAUAACCAUCAAAACAAGUUUAAGGUGACCAACGUGGACGACGAUGGCAACGAGCUGGGCUCUGGCGUGAUGGAGCUGACGGAGACGGAGCUGAUUUUGCACACCCGCAAACGCGACGCCGUGAAGUGGCCUUACCUUUGCCUCCGGCGCUACGGAUACGACUCCAACCUCUUCUCCUUCGAGAGCGGGAGGCGGUGCCAGACUGGCCAAGGUAUAUUUGCAUUUAAAUGUGCCCGUGCAGAGGAGAUAUUCAACAUGCUCCAGGAAAUCAUGCAAAAUAACAGUAUAAGUGUGGUGGAGGAACCAGUGAUGGAGAGAAACCCCAGCCAGACAGACCCAGACAUCCCCAGGACACCCCGAACCCCAACUACUCCGGGUUUCGUGGCUUCCACACUGCCCAAUGGGUGCCCACGGUACCCCUCCUUCGGCGACGCCUCAUCACGCCCCUCCAGCAGACACCCCUCGGUGGGGAGCACCCGGCUUCCCUCCGUGGGAGAGGAGUCAACACAUCCUCUCUUGGUCGCCGAUGAACCGGUCCACACGUACGUGAACACCACGGGGGUGCCGGAGGAGCGGCGGAAUCGCUGCAGCGCCCCGGCGCCUCUGGACCUCCGGCUGUCCAGCCCCGAGAGCGGCGCCAGCGGGCCGCUGGCUUCGCCGGACGAGCGCGAGCCCCACGUGCUGCUGGAGCCCGACGCGGUCACGUUCGUCCUGGGGCCCACGCCGGUCCAGAGGCAGCUGAUGGAGAAGGAGAAGCAGGAGAAGCUGGGCCUGGAGAAGGCGAGCGGCGCCGGCGGGGGUGAGGCCGCGGAGCCCGCGGGUCCCGUGAACGGGGUGGCCGCAGGCAGCGCCGGCACCAACCCCAACCCCGCGGACUGGGACACGGGCUACGACAGCGACGAGCGCAAGGACGGCCCGCCUACCAAUAAACUGGUGUACGAGAACGUCAAUGGCUUGGCUCUGCCCAGUGCCCCUGCAGGCCGCAGGUGCAGGAUGCCCAUCCCAACGCCAAAUAGUGUGGACUCUCAGAACGCUAAUAAUUCUGCACAGAGGAGAACUGCUCUUCUGAACUAUGAGAACCUCCCCUCCCUGCCUCCUGUCUGGGAAGCCCAAAAACCCAACAAGGAGGAGGAAGACAGUUUUGGACCAAAGACGCCAUCUCUGAAUGGCUACCAUCACAACCUGGACCCCAUGCACAACUACGUCAACACGGAGAAUGUAACGGUCCCCCUGAGUGCCCACAAGCUGGAAAGCGCGCGGCGCCGGGAUUGCACCCCAACAGUAUUUAACUUUGACUUUAGGCGGCCCAGUCUGGAGCACAGACAGCUCAACUACAUUGAGGUGGAGAUGGAGAGAGGCAGUGAUUCAGAUAACCCUCAGACCCCCAAAACCCCCACUACCCCUCUCCCACAGACUCCGACUCGCAGAACAGAACUGUAUGCAGUGAUAGACAUCGAGCGGACUGCUGCCAUGUCUAGUUUGCAGAAGGCACUGCCACGCGAUGAUGGUACUUCAAGGAAAACACGACACAACAGUACUGACCUGCCUAUGUGAGCCUAGAUAGCACUGUGUGAAGUUGCACCUUUUUUUCCAGAUAAAAACAAAACUCUUAAGGACAGAAGGGCUUCAGAUAUAUUUUACUUUCUUUUCCAAAUACAGUAGCUUUUGGAGACUUUAAGCUAGUCAUGGAUUUACACUGUACGUUGUGCUGACUUUAAAGGGAAUUAAAGUAGACCAGGUACUUGCCAUGUAACACUAUCUUAUUCUAUGAUGAUCUGAUAUUUUCUGGGGGUGGGGGUUGGUUGUUCUAAACAUUCCUUUUUCGGUGACUCUGUGAUUUGGUGGAAUAAGAAAAAAAUCUCCAAAAUGAGAUUUAAUGAUCAUCUUUGUCCCAUUUCCAGCGGUGUCUUGCCAUUGAGGACAUCAGAUUGCUCUCCAAGUGGCCCCUCGUGAUCUAAAAUUGAACAUCAGUUCACUCUCACUUGUAAAACAAUAGCCAGCAGUUAAAAAGAACGACAGCAGUUUCUGUGAAGGUUAGCCAGUCAUGUUCAUCUGUAUGUUGGCCAGGAGUGAUUUUCCGCAGGUUAUUCUGUCAUGUGACUUCCAUUUGACUACCAUGUAAUUUAGCCAGAAGGAGAACAGGUUUAUUGUUGCUGUAGUCUCUCAUGUUAAGGUGGAUUCUGUCCCUGGUUAGACCCGAGAUGCUUCUGUGGUACGGUCUGCAGUAAGUUCCUGUUUGAACCACUCUAAAAGGUGCUCCUUGUGUGGAUUAUUCCAUUUAUUAAUCCGUAGGUUUUAGACUAUGAACAGGACGUGUUAGAAGAAGCAUCUUGUAUAAAUUCUCCCCUUUUUUUUUGCUCAUAAAACAUGGCAAAUUAGUUGUCUUGAGAUUGUCAUUAAAGAGAUACUAUACAGCAAGAAUACUUGUGCUGACGCUGGAAGAAGGUGGUGAUAGACUUCUUGCGGCUAAAGUGGAAUUAAAUUAUUGUACUGCUGGAUCUUUCACGGGAUCAAAUGUUACAUUGUUCAAAACAUUUUUAUUUCUAUUUGACUCGCCACUGAAGUUUUUCUCCAUCUGUCUCUAUAUUAAUGUUAUAUAUCUAAUUUUGUAGGUGUGUAUACUUAUUGCACUGAAUGUGUUACGGUUAAACGAGCUGGGAAGGCAUGGGCCAUAUGAACCGGGUUGGUUUUGUCACGGCGCGCCACUGGUGUCUUGGUAAAAGUCAGCAAUGUCUUCAAUUUUACUUUUCUAUUCACUUUUCUUGAAUAACACAUUACAUGCUGUUGGUUUUUUACCUGUUCAGUUUCAGUACCUGAAGAACCCAUUUUGUUUACUGACAGUGCAUCUCCACUGCGUAUCUGCCGAAUUUCACAUUCUUUGAAAGGAAACGGUACAUUUACCUUCUGAAUGUGUGCUAAAAAGAUUGUAGGCUGCUUUCUCAUUGUAAGAGCAAUUGUGUUUGAGUUCCACCUAAUAAUACUCUCUCUGUACCUCUGGACAAGCAGGCAUGUUUAUUCUGCCUUCUGCAUGCAAGCUGGAAAAAACGCUUUGAUAAAAUCAUUGCAGCUGUUUAAAUUGAAACAUUCGUUGUAUCUUAUCCAUAACUAGAAAUCAUGAAUAAUUUUUUGGCAGGUCUGCUGGCUGACUUUUAGGUACCCACCAGUAAGAUCAAGUGUCCUUAUGGGAAUGAUAAUGGCAGCAAAAAAAAAAGUUUACCAUAUAUGAAACUGUCAGACAUUUUCAUAGUAUUUUAAGUCUCAAGACAAAUGUUUCAUCAGUUACCUUGUAUUAUAUUGUAAGAUUUAUUAUAUGUUCUAACAUGCAUUAUUAAAAAUGAUAGUUUUUCUACCUACCAUAAAAAUGCCUAAAUGUAGGAAGUGUGUAUAAAAGUAGUUUAAUAGAUUUUGUUUAUUAAAUCAAUUAAAUUGUAGUUUAAAACAAAAACCCUUGCCAAACCAUUUUUUGGAAACGAUGUUCCUUGAACAAAUGCCUUUGGGGUUCAUUAUAGGUGAAAAUUUUACUCUUCAAUUGUUUUGUUAUCUCUUCCCUGUGUUAUUCAGGAGAAUAACUAUGCACCAAAUGAACCAACACACACAGAGCUAUACCACUGUCAAGUACAAACAUUUAAUUUAAAUGUAUUUUGAUGUUUGCAUUUUUCAGGUAUGGAUAUUGGUUCACCAGAAUGGUCCAAUUUUUUAAAACAAAUGUUAUGAGGAAAAAAAGUGUAUUUUGUGAUAUCUACAUCUUGUCAAAUGCCAUCUGUGCCAACAUUAUUUUUUGUAGCAUGGCAAUAAAAACAAUCUACAAUGUU